AUGAAUGGGGCAUACAGACCCAAAGUGAAUGUACUGCUCACCAAGGGCUGCACCCCGGUGGGGGAUCAGGAAGCCCGCAUCACGGAGCACAGGGCAGGCCCUGGCCUCUCCCUCCUCUCCUACACCCACGUGUGUCGCCACCAAGACUACUGCAACAACCUGUCCACCACCCUCCCACUCUGGACCCUGCCUUCCACCACAGGCCCGGGGAACCUGCGGUGUCCGGUCUGCUUGUCUAGAGACCACUGCGGGUCUGCGACAGAGCUGACCUGCCCCGCCGGAGCUGCGCCCUCCCUCACCCUCUCCCUGCCUCUGCCCACAGGGGGCGUCUUAACUGUCCUGAGAAUCCAAGGAUGCAUGUCCCAAGCUGGCUGCAACUUGCUUAACGGGACUCGGGAAAUCGGGUCCAUCAUUGUGAGUGAGGACUGCAGCCCUAACGCUUUUCUGACCUGUGAAUGGGGGACCACCUUCCAGAUUGGCCAAAACCUGUCUCAGACGCCCAUCAUGUGGACCUCAGAUGGGAACAAGAUUUGUGACCCCCAGGCGAUGUGUCAGGAGACACUUCUGCUGAUAGACGCAGGACAGAGCUCAAUCAUAGUGGGAAACAAAGGCUGCACCAGUGGCGGGACGCAAGAUGGCCGGACUGUCUCCAUACACUCGGGGCCCCCUGGAGUGCUGGUCGCCUCCUAUGCCCAUUUCUGCUCCUCCAACAGGUGCAACAGGGCCAGGAGUACCAGUGUCCUACUGAACUCUCUCCCUCGUCCAGCUGCCCCUGCCCCGGGAGACGUGCAGUGUCCCAUCUGCGUGCAGCCCUUUGGGCCCUGCCCGGAAAACGCGGAAAACGUUACAUGCCCCAAAGGCACGACUCACUGUUACAGCGGUUACAUCAGGCUCUACGGAGGUGGGUUCUACUCUAAAAUAAAUAUUCAGGGUUGCAUGACUGAAGCUUCCAGCUCCCUGUUGAACCAUACACGGAAAAUCGGGAUCUUCUCCGUGGCUGAGAACUCUGAUGAACCUCUCGAUCCCAUCUUCCAAGAUAGGGCGGUCCCCACCCCCUUACUGGGUUGGGUGGUGGGACUUGGGUUAUUCCUAGCCCUCUGGUGUGGGAUGCCUCUCGGCUGACCCCAUUUCCCGAGGAUUCUUAGCUCCUUGCCGAUUCCCCAAACCAAACCUUCCCUCUGACCUCAUAACCAAACAGCCUUGGACAUUGAAUGGUUUCCUUGUACUUUUCAUGAAUUAUCAUCCCCCUCCCCCUCAUGCGCCCACAGACCUCGUGACCUGGUAACAACAUAAGGGAGCAGCUGGGAGCGGCUGAACUUGCCCUCUGGGCAAGCGGUGGCCACCUGUGUCUGAUAAUAAAGGCAUCGUCCUUUCCCUGAA
Molecule: messenger RNA, 1380 nt
Organism: Suricata suricatta (meerkat)
Lineage: Eukaryota; Metazoa; Chordata; Mammalia; Carnivora; Herpestidae
Gene: CD177
Product: CD177 molecule
Exons: 8
Coding region: 1-1122 (373 amino acids)
Biological process (GO): cell-cell junction maintenance; leukocyte cell-cell adhesion; regulation of integrin-mediated signaling pathway
Cellular component (GO): plasma membrane; plasma membrane raft
Source: RefSeq, a predicted model, not a curated record